Zingiber officinale is the source of this 2704-nucleotide messenger RNA. Its product is annotated as N-alpha-acetyltransferase 35, NatC auxiliary subunit-like. Bases 112 to 2319 code for a protein of 735 amino acids. The transcript has 16 exons. Gene Ontology annotation, cellular component: NatC complex. The record is from RefSeq and is a predicted model, not a curated record. Lineage: Eukaryota; Viridiplantae; Streptophyta; Magnoliopsida; Zingiberales; Zingiberaceae. Gene Ontology annotation, biological process: N-terminal peptidyl-methionine acetylation.
GUGGGAGACCCUUAAUCUCACUCCUCGCCUGCCUUCGAUCGCUCGCCGUUGUUUCCCGAUCAUUUCCUACGCCUCCCCAAAAUCCUAAACCUCCGGAACUCUCCCUCGCCGAUGGCUAGCCGACUUGUACAAGGACAAGAAGGAGAAACAGGAGGGCGUCUCGCCGACCCAUCUAUUUCUUAUCCUAUCAUCCCUGCCGGCGAGCAGACCGUCUGGGCCGACGUCAGUCCCCUCAUCGCCUCCGCCUGCAAUGAUCUUCAAGAUGGUCAGCUCAUACAUGGAGAAAAUUUCAGCCUUUUUGCAGCAAUGUCUGCUCUGGAGAUAAUGGAUCCAAAGAUGGAUGCUGGAGUUGAAAAAUGUGGAUACUACUCGAUCGAGGAAGCUAUAGAAAAUAAUGUUGCUCCAGUUCCUCUCAGCCUGAACCCGACUCUUGAUGUUCAACGUGUGAUUGAUGUCAUUGACCAUCUUUUUUCUUGUGAGGCUACUUGGUACAAAGGUCAUACGUUGGCACAAACUGUUUUUUCAUGCAUAUAUCUCUUGAGGAUUGAACGGACAUCUUCACAUGCAUUGCUGCAUUCAUAUUGCAGAAUUAUGCGAGCUACUUGUAAUGCUGUUAUCUCUGUAGUUUCUGAUUCACGUACACAUGAGGAGGAGGACCUUUUCACAAUGGCUUAUGGGCUUCCUCUGAAAGGAGAAGGUGACGAAAAAUGCUUAUCAAUUCUAAAUUCAGUUGAGGAAACAAUUUCUCGCCAACUUCGAGCUUGCAAAGCCCAGUCAUUAAAGAAGAAGCAAUUAGAAGAUAUUGAGCCUCUACAAAGUAAUCCUGACUUGGAAGAAGGCUAUUGCAGAGCUCUUCUUUGUCGUUUACGUUUUCGUAAGCACUAUUACCUUGUUCUCACGAGUAUGAAGAAACCCCAAGGAAAGGGUUUGGAGUUGGCUCGUAAACAUGUGGCAUCAUGCUUGUCUGAAUUAACUCACAUCACUAAGUCACAAGAAUUCCUCAGAGCCUUGUCAUAUGGAUUUCAUCAAGAUGAUAUUCAAAGUAGCACCACUGCCUCAGGUUGUAGGCCUAUUGGUUUUGAUGCUAGCUUAAACAACAGAUUUUCUGCUCCAACUCCACCACGGGCAACACAUAUCCUUAGUUGGAAAGAAGCUGUCAGUUAUUUUCAGAAGCUGCUGAGUGAUUUAGAUUUCGUAUGUUCCUUGAACACGGAUUUAGUGCUUGAUGAUGUUUUCUGCUUUAUUGUCCAAUUCCAGAAACCUCAACCUGAUCUGGUGGCUAGAGCUCAUCUCCAGAUUUUAUUGAUUCAAGAUGGAAAGCUUUACGGCAAAGAAUUCUUUCAUGAUAUUAUCUCAAGAGAAUUAGGGCUACCAGAACUUACAAAGGGUAAAGAACAUCAGAAAAAUGAGUUCAUUGUACAGUUAGGCCAGUUGAUUAUCAAUUUGCUUAAAAUACUUUGUGCAAACACUGCAUGGCAACGUCGCAAGCUUGGGAAAAUAUUACAGGACUGGAGUGUUCUUUCAUUACAGUUGGAGAUAGCCUUCAAAAGAGAGAUUGGAGAGACAUUAAAUGUCAUGGUUGAUGAGAACAUGAGCACGAAAGUUUCGAAGCAUCUCCUUAGAUGGACAGAGGAGAGGACCUACUGGAUUGCUUCUCGAUUUCUUACGUUGGGCUUUGAACUAGAGUUGUAUUCGCCUUAUGAUUACUGCAUGGUCUAUUGGUUUAUGUACCUGGUUUUCAUGAAACUAUUGGAGAAGAUUCAGCUGCAAUCUGCUGCCAACAAUGAAAACUCCCAAAGAAAAGGCAAGAAGAAGAAGGAUCAUGGCAAGGAUCAAAUAAGAGAUGCUUCCUUUUCUUCCUCUACCUUGUUAAUCCACUGCUAUAUUUGUCUCUCAGAAGGAUUAGCUAUGAUUCUUGCCGCAUUGCGCAAUGAAUCUAAGGCUUUCCAUAUGGUUGGUCCUUUCAAUGGUGAAGAAGAGAGAUUUAUUCAGCACUUCGACCUCCUUCUGAAGGCACAUGUUCCUGAACAUGCUACAUACUACCUUUUCAAGGAAUCAACAGGUCAUGCACGAAUAUCUAGUAUCAUCAAAGACAACUGCUUUCGGGAAGCUCAGAAAAUUAUUACAUCCCUAAGGGGAAGUUAUGCUGGUAAUUCUGACAAGCUGAUUGAGCUUCAGCAACUUGAACAAGUUGCAGAGCGUAAUCGGGUUGCUUUGAGUGUCAUAGACCAAAUUGGUGCUCGGGAUCCAUCCCUCACGGUCUCAUUUGAAUUUACGCACCAUCCACACUUUGCCAUAGCAGUGAUCAAGAGAUCAUAGUCAUUUCAUUCACCCAGUUUUUGUCGACUGCUGAUGUCAAACCAGUCAUGAAGUAGCUCGACUAAUUUCAUUCUGGCACGAGAUUUAGUGGAGGAAUGCAGAAUGCUGGUUCUAGCCAUUUCUAUGCAACCAUUUCAUCAGUUGCCAUCAUUCAAUUGAUAGUCAGUUUUGCUUAUAAUAUGUACCAUUAUUCAUACAAUUGUAUGCUUAUUAUAAGUUGCUCGACAAACUAUAUUUUGUUUAAACUUAUCAAUCAUGCUCACAUUUGCUUCCAGUAAACUGCCUUUGAUGAUUCUUGGUCACUGAUUAAAGUGUGAUAUUAUGUCUGUUUUAGUGAGAGUAAAUAUACAAUAUCUAAAACCUUUUGCUCAUGCAAGACUUGUUU